GGCGACUCCCGCAAGCCUAAACCCCUCCUCACGAUGCAAUCGUCGAUGACAAGCGACCGGCCUCCCCUCUUCAUUCGUUCUGCGUGAUCUUCCCUGGUUGUCACCGCAGCAUGCCGCCCACCGAUGUCUUUCCGACACUGCACUGCUGCGCAAAGCUUGCGAAGAACCAGUGUCUUCAUGAUGUCAAAUUCUACCCAUAUGCCACGACGGACAACGAUCAGAUCUUUGCCGUCGUAGGCGGAAGAGACGUUUUCGUUUGCCGCCCAACAUUGAGCGGCGACCAGCCUUACGAAUUAUUGAGGUGGUUCAAAGACGAAGAUGUCGACUCCUCCGUCAACAGCGUCGUCUGGACAAAAGACUCGAUCACGCACAAGCCACUGCUAUGCAUCGCUGGAGAAAAGCCGAAGCAGAUCCGCAUAUUAGACAUUGAAUCCGGCGAAGCAGUCCGUUCCAUUCCAGGCCAUGGAAAAGGCAUCAACGACCUUGCCAUUUCUCCCCUCUCCACUGACCUGCUGGCUUCAUGCUCGGAAGACUACACCAUCCGGUUAUGGAACCUGCAUCCAAAGUAUCAAGACCAACCAUGUGUGGCCAUGUUCUGUGGCGAGGGCCACAGGCAACCCAUCCUCGCCUUGCGUCUUCACCCAAACGGACGAUGGAUGCUAUCGGGUGGUCUGGACACGGCCGUGUGUCUCUGGGCAGUUCCCUCGUUAGAAGAACUCGAGAGGUCCAAUGACGACUCCAACGAACGCAAGGAGCCCAAAAUCAUCUACUACCCGCACUUCCACUCUACCGAAGUCCACCACAACUACGUCGACUGCGUGCAAUUCUACGGCGACCUGAUUAUCUCCAAGGCCUCGCGCGUCCAAAACGACAAGCAAAGCAACGAGAUCCUCCUCUGGAAAAUCGACGGCUUCGAUCCGAAUGAACCCCCUCCCUCCGCACCUCCCAUCCCCUCCCCAGACGUCCACACUCGCUCCUCCUUUCCCCACUCCUCGCGAUCCACAGGCUUCCAGCGUCUCCUAACCUUCUCAAUGCCACAUUCGGAUCGCUUCUACUUCCGCUUUGGCCUGCUGCAUACGCCCGCGAUGCGCCCCAUCCUCUGCAUGGGCAAUCAGGAAUCUAAGUACUUCUUCUGGGAUUUGCAGAAAUUGGAGGAGGGGUGGGAUAUUGGAGAGGAGAAGCCGAAGAAGCGCCGCCGCAAGCCGAAGAGCGGAGUGAGCUCGGAGAAUUUGAGUCGGUUGGAUGACUUGAGAGGUGGUGUAAAGGUGGAGAGCUUUGCAAGCAGUGAUGGGGCCGGGGGUGCUACGCGUGAGUGGGCGAUGUCCUCUUCCAUCCCAAGUGCGAUGCUAAUGUGCGUUUCAGCCAUGCCUUCCUCGACUUCCAACUCUGGUGCCCCGGAGCGAAAGUACGCGCUAAGCGAUCCUUUCUUGCCGCUCAAACCACAUCACACCAUCACUCCCAAGACGAAUCUCUCAUCGAGGCAGCACUUCGCCACUUCACAAAUGGCGUGGAGCCCUGAUGGAACGUGGCUGGUUGGCGUGGGGGAUUUCGGCAUGAUGUGCAUCUUCCACCGAGAUGCAAGUGUCGUCAAUGGCGUUCCGAAAGCGGUUGAGAGCUUUGCAUUGAAGGACUGAUAUGUCUUUCAUGCAGCGAGAGAUUUGUCGAGACUGCUUUGAAAGGCGGCGGUCGUUGCUGCGUCGGCGAUGUUC
Neohortaea acidophila is the source of this 1709-nucleotide messenger RNA. RefSeq names its product WD40-repeat-containing domain protein. Gene Ontology annotation, biological process: negative regulation of transcription by RNA polymerase II. Lineage: Eukaryota; Fungi; Ascomycota; Dothideomycetes; Mycosphaerellales; Teratosphaeriaceae. The coding region runs from base 111 to 1634 and encodes 507 amino acids. Gene Ontology annotation, molecular function: protein binding; nucleosome binding. The transcript is spliced from 4 exons. The record is from RefSeq and is a predicted model, not a curated record. Gene Ontology annotation, cellular component: ESC/E(Z) complex.